Messenger RNA from Mizuhopecten yessoensis (Yesso scallop), 2263 nucleotides. RefSeq names its product E3 ubiquitin-protein ligase TRIM33-like. The transcript has 2 exons. The coding region runs from base 119 to 2089 and encodes 656 amino acids. Lineage: Eukaryota; Metazoa; Mollusca; Bivalvia; Pectinida; Pectinidae. The record is from RefSeq and is a predicted model, not a curated record.
CCGUGUUCGGGCGGGACAAGGAAGAACGCAUUGUGUCUUGAAAACACAGACCUGUCUGCGCCUUAAUGAUCAUAUCUUAUGUUCGCACGGUAAAACUUGAACCAAGGUGAUCAUCAUAAUGGCUGAAGGCGGACAUCUUCCGGAUCUAGACUUACACUUACUGGAGUGUCCAAUCUGUCUUGAGCGACUUCGACAACCAAAGUCCUUACCAUGUCUCCACUGCUUCUGUCAGGAGUGCCUGGGGACCUACAUCACCAAGGAGUUGUCUGGUAAGAUGGCGUCUGGGACAUCCUUUCCGUGUCCAAUUUGUAGAGGGAUGGCCACGCCUGUCAAUCAAGCGGAAACCAAGGAAAACUGGUCCAAACAGUUCCCAACUAAUGCUGUGAUCCAAGAACUGAUCAAACUUAAGGAACAGUCGUCUGGACCACUGUACUGUACACCUUGUCAAACAAAAGGAAAUCUGUCCAAUCCUGCAAAGUUCUGGUGCAAGAAAAUCGAAUCAGGUUUCUGUGAGAUUUGUAAAGUGGAUUACCACGAUGUUGUACAUAUUGGAUGUGAUAUAUUAGAUAUUACCAGGCACGACAGCAAUAGACCAAAACAGAACCCGACUUUUCCUCACUGUGACCAACACGACGAGAAUAUGGUUUGGUACUGUGAAGAUCACAAACUUCUUGGCAGUAACAUAUGCGUUUUAGAAGACCACAGACGUUGUGAAGCAGUCACAACAGCGACGAAAUACAUUCAGAAGCUAAAAGCAGGAUCGCAACUGACAGAUAUGCAGGCAGCACUACAGAAAAGUGCAGAGGUCAUGAACUCUUUAGUGAAGGACUUUGACGAACAGCUCCAAGUCAUGGUAAAGAACCAAGAAAUCGCUCUCCAGAGUAUUAAAGAUCUGCGCCAUAGGGUCGACAAACGGCUUGACGAGCUUCAAAAGAACUGCACAGACAUGUUGAUUGCAUUGUUCAAGGAAGAAAAGAGGAAAUUAGACGACUCCUUACGACAAUGCGAACGUCUAAAGAACAGUAUGCUAAAUACCCUGAAGUCGUCCAUUAAAGCUACAGAGGGAAACGAUAACACUGAAAUGAUAGUGUUGUAUCAGAGAGGACAGGCAGAAGUGGAGUCGUGUAAGGCCCUGGUUACGGAGAAAAGCGAAUCUUUUACGUCCGUCAAUAUUCAGCAUCAGACCGAACCAGGACUUGCAACCUUUGGUGAUGGCGCUAUGGGGAAUAUCGUCAUUGAGGAAUCACGACGACCUUUUCCUGAUGGUCUUGCUCAUCUACCACCAAUUUUGGGACGUCGCGUGAGAGAAGUACAACAGUUUGAUAUAAAAACUACAUCAGAUAAGAAGGAUUGUGAUGUAUUUGGCGCUGUGUACCUUCCGUAUAAUCAAAUAGUAGUAAGUGAUUACAACAACGCAAAGCUGAAGCUGUUUACAGAUAAAGGACAAUACCUGGAUGAGUUGACCAUUCAAGGAACUCCACAGGACAUGUGUUUUGUGAACGACAACACAGUGGCUGUGGCAGAUAGCAGCCCUGGUGGUGUCCAUGUCGUGAAUGUCGAAAACUCAAAAAUAUCACUUUCUUCCGUUAUCUGUUUGCCAGAUUAUAAAGACUGCCGUGGUUUAACCCAUAUCAACGGAAGAUUUGUCGUUUGUACAAACAAAGAAGAAGCAGAAGUGUACAGUGUGACACAGGACGGCACCGCUGAGCUGCUACAUCAAUAUAGUGGUAAGUGUUGUUUCCUGUCACAUGACCCAACAAAUGAAGACAUAAUGGUCAGCUGUUCCACUGACACUGAGGGGGAAGCUGUGCUGUCCAGACUGUCGACUGACAAACAUCUGAAGAGUGUGAUGAAAGUUGGUCUCGUGAGAAAGGCUGCUGGUGUUAACGUUGAUAGAGAGGGAAACAUCUACUUGUGUAGUAGAGAUUCAAACAACGUCGUGCAGAUGUCUGGGGACGGGACACACAUCAGGGAACUGCUGACGUCAUCUGACGGAAUAAGCAGCCCAUUUGCAAUAGCUGUGUGUGGUGACAUGUUUGUACUCACUGAGGAUAAUACUAACCACGUCCGCUUGUUUCAGCUCUAUUAAGCUAACUACAACUCAUCUCAAUUAUGUACAGAUCUAUUCACGUAUUAGUAAUUUUACAAAACUAUUCACGAUGAACCACUCUGUUAAGAACCAGAAGACCACUCUACCGCGUCAUCAAAAUCUGAUGAAGGGCUACCAAGUUUGUUCAAAUGAAUGACUUUUAUAUAUAUUCAA